GUAGAAAGAGUUGUUCUUUACAUUCAUGAAAUGUUUUUGCCUUGCAUCUGGUUUUAACUGGAAGCAUUCUGAAAGUCUGUCUUGACUGGCAGCAGGUGUGUGUCUGUGUGUUUGUGUUUGCACGUCGCACUGGCUUUGAUCCUGAGUCACAUCUCUGACUGACACAUCAUGAGUCAGCAGCUCGUUUGACAUCUGUAGUUGCUCUCAGCAGUACGGGGGAUGUUUUUGGAUGUGCAGCUGAUGUAAGGUGACCCGGUAGCGGAUUGUACCAGGUGUGGAGCUGUCAGGCACCCAUAUGCAGGCUUCACAAACAAAAAAUGCUACACCGGAGGAAACUACUCAUACGUUUAGCUGGCAGGGCAGAGGAACAGACAAAUUAUGCAAAGCCUUUAGGUUCAGAAACACAACUGAAAUGACCCAUUUUGCCAUCUGAGCAGAACCAUUUGGCUGAAAUCGUUUAGGGGAACAGCGCUUUGUUGUCAUCUAAAAUGAUGCAAAAGCGGCAAACUCGGACUUCCCCAGGCAGUGUGAGCUCCUCGCGGGGCACCAAUGUCCCUGGAUCCCCAGCAGUCACCAUUGUGGCCAAAAUUGACAAUCAGGUCAUCGGAUAUAAAGAUUUGGCGGCCAUACCCAAAGACAAAGCUAUACUUGAAAUUGAACGGCCAGACUUAAUGAUCUACCAACCCCACUUCAGCUACGUGUCUCUGGACAAAUCAGAUCAAUUGCCUAGCAGUGGAGAGAGAUCCAUGUCACCCCGCUCGAUCUCGCCCCCACCCUCUCCUGAGAGCUCCACAUGCAAGGAGCCGAGAGAGUGCCUGGAGCAGCAGUCCCCAGCAGGGUCGUCACCAGCCCCCGUGGUGCCAAACCGCAGAAUAAGCAGCACAGUCCGUCCACUGCAGCACUUCCACCGGCCGCAAAACGGCACCAACAUCUACAAGAAGCCACCGAUUUACAAACAAGAUCUGACGGUGCUGAUUCCGCAGAGUAAACACAUAGAGGACCUCAUCAUCGAGUCGUCCAAAUUUCCUGCAGCACAGCCUCCUGACCCCAACCAGCCCUCCAAGAUUGAGACAGACUAUUGGCCCUGCCCGCCCUCCCUGGCUGUUUUGGAAACAGAGUGGCGGAAGAAGGCCACCUCUCAGAAGGGGAGAGAGGAAGACCACGAGGAAGGAGAUGAGGAGUAUGAUGACGGGAACCUGAUGGAGGACGUGUGGAGGCUGCAGCAGCUGCAGAAGCAGGAGCUUAACAAGAUCCAAUCCAACCUCGGGAAAUUAAUUUUGAAGGAAGAAAUAGAGAGAUCAGUUCCCAAUCAAAGGAAAACCCGCUCCCUUCCGGAUCGGACUCCCAUGCACCUGGGGUCAUCUUCCAGAGCUUCCAAAUCCACCUCUCUUCCAUCAUGCAACAGAAGCGGCUUAACUCGGCUCCAGUCAGAUGAGCUCUCCCCUGACAGCGAUAAGGGAGGAUCAUCAGAUUUAUCCCUAUGGAAUGCUCAUGGUGACUCACAGAGGCCAGAGUAAGCUCCCCCCAGACGUUGACCGAACAAAACUUGAGCGUCACCUGGCUCCAGAGGAAUUCCUGGACGUGUUUAAAAUGUCCAUCGAGGACUUUGAUCAGCUUUCUCUCUGGAAACAAAACGACUUGAAAAAGAAAGUUUUGCUGUUUUAGCGAGAAGAGACUUACUUUCGAACAUGGGCUACGGCAUUUCUUUGGAAACACAUUCAAGAAAAGAGUCAAAUACAGAAAAUAUCAAACACUAAACUUGGAAAGGAACGAAAGUCCCAUUCCUGAAUCAGUCAACUAUCUACAGUUUUAAAAACUUAGAGUCUAGUAACUGUCUCUUUCUCAUACUACAAUAGCAACAGAGGAUCGUAUGAAUUGUGCAAAAGCCUAUAGAAGUGACAUAUCUUCUGACUGGUAUUAUUCAAAUUGGUACCAACAAAGAAAUAAGUUACCAACACAUACCUGCUACAUCCCACAGGCAGGGAAGUGAGUUCAGUUAUAAACCAAGCUACUCUAUUAGUCCUCAGUUUAUAUCAGAGCAGCACUGCCAGUAAGAUUUUAGCGAGGAAAACUAUUAACUUACUUCUCAGUAUAUUGAACCGAGCAGCUGGGUAUCAGCUAACAUGCAGUACACUUCUAUUGACAUUGAAUUACCAGCAGAAUUAAUGGGCUGAUUUACUUGACCCUGUUUAUUCAAACGUAGAACAAUGUUUUUGAAUUGUUUCUCAGUCAUUUUGAUAGUUUUCGUUUCCACUAAUCUCUUUUUGGAAGUGGUGAAACUUCAGACAGAUGCAUUUUGAUUCCUUUCCUAAAAGAGCUGAUGAUAGACUACUUUAUAUUAUUACUAUUUAACUCUAAUAAGAUUGCACCGUCUAGAAAUCUGCAGCUGAGUUUUUGGCUUAUCUGCAUUAGCAUGUGAAACCUUCACUGAUGUUAGUCUCAACUAGUGUCUUCGAUAUUGUUCUACAUAAACGGAGCCUGACGUCUUAAAGGUACGCAGGCCACAUAGUUGGUGCCUACCUUUGUUACCUGUCUGGUCCCAUUGCUACAAUACCUGCACAUUUGUAAGCACCUUUAAGGUUUUUUGCUUUUGUUUGAUGAGGGCAGUGUCGGUAUUGAUUUGUAUCACCAUAACAAGCGCAAUGUCUGCAUCCGCAGCUCUGGCUACUCUUCUGUUAUCAUCACUCAUUUGCUUGUUUACUGUCCAGAUAGACAAAAAAGGAUUUAACUUAUGAGUUUGGAGUAUUUCUUCAUCAUAUCUGCACAGAAGCAAGUUCUGUGCAUCAUUCGUUUGUCCUUUGUAUGCAGUUUAUAUUUUUUAUGUAGAUGACAACAUGAGUUUACAGAAGGCCUCAUUUAAAAAUAUUGAUAGCAAUUGAUGGGGAACUACAGGUUGUCUAUAAAAUUAUCGACAAGGGCAAAAAAGUGAUCACAAAACCUCCAGUCACUGGGGAAGUCAUAGAAGCACAGAUACUUGCAGGGAUUGGUCACUGUGGUGUGUGUGUGUGUGUGUGUGUGUGGAUGGAAUCCAUGGGUGGACCACAGGGGUUACAGGCCAGAUGGGUGCCCCACAAACUCUACAUCAUAAACCCUUUCAGCUACGUCCUUCAGAAGCAAUAGUAAUUGAUAUAUUCCCUUAUUUUCACUGGUAUGGAAAGCAGAGCAUAGUAGGGCAGCAGGAAUGAUGUGAGGGAAUGUGCCUUAGUCCUAACCUACCCCUGUCCAUUGGCUGCCUGACAGGGGGGGGCGGGGUGGAAGAAGGAGGGUGGGAGGUAGCACGGGUGACAGUGUGACCUGUGAAGUGUUGCCAAAGCCAAAACUCUUGCCGAAGACGUGAUGGGUGUUUGGCUGGAUGGGAGGAAAAGACAGUAUGCCUGAAAAAAAUCACCCAGGGCCCCAACUCAUGGGAUAUGGGGAGAUGCACCAAUGCACAUUCAGGAUUCUGCGAAAAUUAAAAGAAAUCUCAGCACUUUAUCGGCUUGCGGUUGCUUCAUAGGUUUUUGUGUCCCUCUGUAUCAUUUAAUGCCGAGCAUAAUUACUGCGUCUGUUUUGGGUAGACAAGGUUCGGGUUGGGUCACCAAGCCCUAGAGACAGGGUAACAGUAGCCUCUGUCACCCACAGCGUUAAAUGCUCUGCUUCUCCAUCGGAUGCAGUCACAUGCUUAUGGGCAUCGUCUGUUUCUUCUUCACCAGUAUCAAAACUGCCGAUGCAUCAUGAUUAUCAUCAGGAUAUUAGGGAUGUAUUUAAAAAUGCACACAAAUGAAUGCUACACGUGUGUUGGGCACAGUUAUGAUUGAAGCUUCAUACUCAUAUGUUCUCCACUUGUGAUUUUCAUGUGCAAGUGUGUUGGAAAAAGAACAAAUAAAA
Molecule: messenger RNA, 3867 nt
Organism: Brienomyrus brachyistius
Lineage: Eukaryota; Metazoa; Chordata; Actinopteri; Osteoglossiformes; Mormyridae
Product: dematin-like
Exons: 14
Coding region: 489-1517 (342 amino acids)
Biological process (GO): lamellipodium assembly; actin filament bundle assembly
Cellular component (GO): plasma membrane; actin cytoskeleton
Molecular function (GO): actin filament binding
Source: RefSeq, a predicted model, not a curated record